CAAAUAAAUUUACAAAAACUAACCAACUUGUUUCAAUUCUCCAUUUCAUUGGCCUUAGAAUCUCUCCCAGGACUAGAUAAUUUUACAUCCUGUUAGAGGUUGAUUAGCCAUGGCUUCAGCUUCCUCCACUUCGCUAUCAAUCUCUUCCUCAUCUACCCUUGUGGAUGCCAAGGCUCCUCGUCAACCAACUGCUGCAUCUCCACAAUGUGUGACUCUUCCUACUCUUCCUCCCCCACCCGUUCAGUCCCAGAAUCGUCCCUGGAAGACCACUGCUUACUGUCGCAAGAUUGCUCGAAAUGUGAUGGCUAUGGCCACUGGUGAGGCUAUGGCCACAACUGAGGCUCCAGUGGAAGUUGCAACGGCUGAGCUGCCAGAGAUUGUCAAGACAGUUCAAGAAGCCUGGGAUAAAGUUGAGGACAAAUAUGCUGUGAGUUCACUUGCUGUCGCAGGUGUGGUUGCCCUCUGGGGCUCUACUGGAAUGAUCUCGGCAAUUGAUAGGCUCCCUCUGAUUCCUGGCCUUCUGGAGCUCGUCGGUAUUGGCUACAGUGGGUGGUUUGCAUACAAGAACCUUAUUUUCAGGCCAGACAGGGAAGCUCUGGUACAGAAAAUUAAAGACACGUACAAAGAAAUAAUUGGGAGCAGCUAGAGGAAACUGGUUAAGGAUGCUGCAGAGAUGAGGUGAACACUUGAAAUCUAAAGCCAGUACUGGCAGCAUCAACAUGUUACCUUGCUUCAUUUUGUUAGCACAAGUGCUAACCAGAGUAAACCAAUAUGAUGUAGUUUUGUCAUGGGCAAUUGAGAUACAUGCAUAUUUUUAUUUUCCCAUCUGUAGCAUACUGUCUGAUGCUAAUAAUCAGCUUCUUUUGUCACCGAAAACACAAGAACUACAUUGACUGUCUAA
Molecule: messenger RNA, 901 nt
Organism: Durio zibethinus
Lineage: Eukaryota; Viridiplantae; Streptophyta; Magnoliopsida; Malvales; Malvaceae
Gene: PSI-P
Product: photosystem I P subunit
Cellular component (GO): thylakoid; chloroplast thylakoid membrane
Source: RefSeq, a predicted model, not a curated record